Molecule: messenger RNA, 156 nt
Organism: Tetrahymena thermophila SB210
Lineage: Eukaryota; Ciliophora; Oligohymenophorea; Hymenostomatida; Tetrahymenidae
Exons: 1
Source: RefSeq, a predicted model, not a curated record
AUGUUAGAGAAUUUUCAAAAGCAAUAAGUAAAACACUAUCAUUACAAUCAUAACAUACCUCAGAACUAAAAAUUUAAGAGUAUCUAUUUCCCCAUAUUACUCCAUAUGAAUCACACUGCUAGCAAAGUGGACCUUUGUGUCCACGUAAACACAUGA